Molecule: messenger RNA, 762 nt
Organism: Prunus armeniaca (apricot)
Lineage: Eukaryota; Viridiplantae; Streptophyta; Magnoliopsida; Rosales; Rosaceae
Source: the annotation of a GenBank genome assembly
AUGGCCAAAAAUCUUCAAUAUCCAGAUAUUGUAAAGGAAGCCUGGAAGCAUAUGAUGCUCCAAAUAAUCCAAAGUCCUUCCCUUCCUCUCUUCACUUCUCUGGUGCUCCUUGUUGUCCUUGCUAUAUACUGGAAGAGAUUUAGAAGCCAUACUUGUCCAAUUGAUCUUAGGUUGCCUCCAGGGCCAUGGAAGCUACAUCUGAUUGGAAACUUGCACCAGUUGGCUGGCUCUUUACAACAUCAUUGCCUGACAGACUUGGCCAAGAAGCCGCUUUCUCUGAACGGCCGGCCAGCGCUUAUCGCUGCUGAAAUCUUUUCCUACAAUUGUGCAGGUCUCAUCUUUGUUCCUGAUAAUGAUCACUGGAGAGAAAUGAGAAAGCUCCUCCGUUAUGUCACUGGUUUGAAGCCUGCCUCGGAGAAAAUACACCGAAAGAUGGACAGGAUUCUAGAGGAAGUUAUCAAUGACCAUAGAAAGAAAAGAAAGGCCGCCUUUGCAUUAUUAACCAACAAAAAUAACAAAGAAUCAUGCCAUCAGGAAGAAGUAGAAGAUCUAGUUGAGGACUUGUAUUUUGCUGGAAGUGAGACUGCAGCGGCUACCACAGAAUGGGCAAUGUCAGAACUUGUGAGAAAUCCUAGAGCAAUGGAGAAAGCACAGGCAGAGGUACGCCAAGUUGUUGCAGGAUUGGGAAAUGAGAAAAAACUCGAAGAUGCAGACAUGAAGAAGCUAGACUACUUGAAGAUGGUGAUAAAAGAAACUCUAUGA